GUCAACGGUCAGUGUGAGACUGUGCCUGUGCAGGACCCGCCCCUGCGGAGAACGUGCUUGCUCUUGGUUCUCCUGGCUUUGAUUAAAAGAGGCUCAGCUUCCAGGGCGGUUUUGUCGACUUUUCGCCCUGGUUCUCCUGGUUGCUUGCGGCUCGAUAUCUCUCUUCCCAUGGGCAUGGCCUGAGAUACCGAUGGUUUUUGCCUGAUGUCCUCUGCAGCAGCCUCUGCAUUGUGCGCCCUGGACCUGUCCAGCCCCUACUGCCCCUAUUCGACCUAACGUUGUUAUUACGGAAUGGCGUCCAACAGCUCCUUGACGCAAUGUCCAGAUCCCUUGAUUGCAGAGCUCCCCUUCGAGAACAGCGGUGGAUAUGAUAAAGGACGCUGGUGUCAACCAUAUACUGUCGGAGACGAAUCCAUUUCGUGCUGCUUCCCUUGCCCGAUCACCGACUGGAGAUAUUCGGAUGAGUUCAAUGCUGAUAUGGUGCCCUGGAUCGGGCUGGCUGUUCUUAUCCUCAUGGUCAUUUCUGCCCUGACCUACAUUGUCCUUCCUACGAGUGCCACACAGCGACACUACCUGACCUCCAGUCCUCUAAUGGGAUUCAUCUUCAUGUCGAUUGCCUUUAUCAUCCCCCUCGGGCCCUCAGUCGAAUUCUGCUACGAUGCGAUCACACCGAACUACUGGCUAUCCGAUACAACUUGUGCCUUUUCCGGAUCAUUACUUCUAUACGGUGUCUGGGUUCUGGUAAUCGGAUGUUUCUUCCGAUCGGCCUCCCUCUACCUCCAACUCUGCUGGGACGUCGAGCCGGGCAAAAAGUUCCGCGCCAUCUCGAUUAUCUGUAUCUUCCUCGGCUCUCUGGGAAUGCUUGGAAUCGCCCUCGGAGUAUCAGGAGUCUCCUAUCAAAUCGGUGACGUGUGUUAUAUCAGCUAUCCCGAUAGCAUCGGAUCAUUCUGGGGACCGUUGAUUGGCGUCGCAUUCAUCUCCUUUGCUAUGCAGCUGUUUAUCAUGGGGUACUGUAUCCGCGGUGUGCUCACUCGCGGAGGGACAGCCCGGUUCUCCAUCUUCAAGCGGCCGGGGUCGCCGAGUGAUCUAACAACAGCUGUUCCCACCCGCUCAACCUCCACACGUGUCUGGCGGAUCCUUCAGCUGCAGUGGCGUGCUAUUGCCAUCGCGUGCUUGAUUCUAUUCCAUGUCGUAUACGUGGGACAGGCGGUCCUGCGAUUCCGUGACCCGGCAGCAUACUCGGACGAUGAGUUACAACCCUGGAUUGAUUGCUUGAUAGGCUCAAAGGGAGACCAAGAAGCAUGUCUGGACUAUGCUAGUCGCAUUGAGCCUAAUCAGGCCACCGUAGUGUCGGCCCUCGCUCUUCUAGCCGCCACCGGCUUCUGGGGCGUCAUAUGCACAUUCCGCUGGUCAAUGGUCAUAGCAUGGCUAGAAUGGACGAGGGAUAGAAAAGACGACCUCAUGGACUUUAUCCGAGGCACACCGAGUCGCGAGCGACCAAACGAUCUCGAGCGUGUAUCCAGCAACGCUGACGCUGUUUCACUAACAACAAUCUCCUCUCCGACGACCCUCGCAGACGUGGAUCAGAUCUACGGGACGAGGAAGUACCAUCGCCCCCAGAAUAGCUUCUCGGCGCCUGGGCGCAUCAGUACGCUGACAGGGACAACGGUCAUGACGAUAUCCAGUAGUCAGACGUAUGAUCUCAAGUCUUCGUUCUGA
This is a messenger RNA of Aspergillus calidoustus, 1719 nucleotides long. Lineage: Eukaryota; Fungi; Ascomycota; Eurotiomycetes; Eurotiales; Aspergillaceae. The record is from the annotation of a GenBank genome assembly.